AUGGACUCAGGUAUGGACCAGCCUCUGAAAAAUGCAGGGGAAAUUGUGGAGAAAAGAGACGUGUGGUCGCGUCGUGCGGAGUUUAUACUUGCUGCCGUCGGAUAUGCUGUCGGGCUUGGUAACGUUUGGCGAUUUCCAUACGUUUGUUACAGGAGUGGGGGAGGUGCCUUCCUUAUUCCUUACGUCGUCAUGCUGUUUCUCUGCGCCGUUCCAUUGCUCUUCAUGGAAUAUGCAUUGGGACAGUACACGCAACUGGGUCCGAUCGCAGCUAUCGCCAAAGUUUGCCCUCUGCUGAAGGGUGUGGGUGCCUCUGCGGUCGUAAUCUCUUUCAUUUUCCCCGCUUACUUCAACACCAUCAUAAGCUGGACACUUUAUUACCUCUUUAACACGUUCAGAGCUACUUUACCCUGGCAGUCCUGUAACAACACGUGGAACAUCAGAGAGAACUGCUCUACCCUUCUUCCAAGCAAUGCUACACACUCGCAAUCAGCCAGUCAGCAAUUCUUUGAUUACAGGUUGCUGGAGAUCAGCGAGGGUAUAGAUCAUAUGGGAACCAUGCGCUGGGAACUGUUUGGCCUCCUCAUCCUGGCGUGGACCAUCGAGUAUUUCUGUGUCUUCAAGGGGGUCAAAUCCGCCGGGAAGGUGGUGUAUUUCACAGCUCUGUUUCCAUACGUCGUCCUUUUGGCUUUGUUCAUCAACAACGUCCGGUUGCCAGGCGCCUGGGAUGGCAUCGUCUUCUUCCUGAGACCCAAGUGGCACAAAUUAAGGGAGAUUCAGGUUUGGCUCGACGCGGCGUCUCAGAUCUUCUUCUCCACGGGCAUGGGGUUCGGAGUCAUGAUCUCCUUAGCCAGUCACAACAAGUUUCAGAACAACAUACUGAGGGACACGAUCAUUACCGCUAUGACCAACUCUGCCACCAGUAUCUUCGCUGGUUUCGUUAUUUUCUCUGCUCUCGGUUACAUGGCUCACGUCCGUGGCCUGGCCGUGGAGGAAAUCGCCGUGGGUGGUCCUGGUCUGGCCUUUGUGGUUUAUCCAGAGAUUCUGUCCACAUUACCUCUGGCACAGUUAUGGGCUUUCCUCUUCUUCCUCAUGUUACUCUGCCUCGGUUUGGACAGUCAGUUUGCCCACAUGGAGAUGGUGGCAACGUGUGUGAUGGAUGGUCUGGGGGAGAGACUCCCUGUCAGAUUCAGACGGAAGGAGCUGGUGGUCCUGGUUCUCUGUGUUCCCGGCUUUCUCCUGGGCCUCCCCUGUGUGACUCAGGGGGGCGUCUUCCUCUUUCAGCUGAUAGAUCAUUACGGCGCUGCUGUAUCCGCCAUGUUAAUGACCUUUUUCGAGGUGGCCGGCAUCAGCUGGAUUUUUGGUCUCUCCCGCUUCUCCAGUAUGAUCACGGCGAUACUGGGACGCCCUCCUCACGCUGUCUUUAAGGCCUGCUGGCUGGUCGUAACCCCAGGCUUGAUUCUGAUCAUCCUGGUUUCUAGCAUUGUCCAGCACCGCCCACCGCGCUAUGGGAAGUCGUAUGAGUAUCCGGACUGGGCGAAGGGGGGAGGCUGGCUUUUCACACUGGUCUCCAUCGUGUGGAUCCCAGCUGGAGCUAUACAUGAGCUGUACAGAGGAAAAGGAACAUUCCGGGAGAGACUGAGAGCUUCAGUUACUCCCCAGCUGGAGCCGGAGGAGCGAUCUACUCCACCUGUCAGAGGAGGGUGGAUGCUGCGUUUCUGCUUUGGUUACCAGGAGGAGGAAGUUGUAACAUAUCUUGCUGUAGCUUCCUGUAUGAAGCUUCGUAAGAGGAAGAAUAGCACAGGGAGAGGCAGGGGUACCACCAGCCCAUCUGUCCCACGCGUCCCACCCUCAGACCUGCAGCCACGCCUGGGCUCCAUCCUCACCUUCUAG
Messenger RNA from Chanos chanos (milkfish), 1890 nucleotides. RefSeq names its product sodium- and chloride-dependent GABA transporter 1-like. Bases 1 to 1890 code for a protein of 629 amino acids. The transcript has 14 exons. Gene Ontology annotation, biological process: nitrogen compound transport; amino acid import across plasma membrane; sodium ion transmembrane transport. Gene Ontology annotation, molecular function: amino acid:sodium symporter activity. NCBI's taxonomy places the organism in Eukaryota, Metazoa, Chordata, Actinopteri, Gonorynchiformes, Chanidae. Gene Ontology annotation, cellular component: plasma membrane. The record is from RefSeq and is a predicted model, not a curated record.